AUGUCGGGGUUCUCGGGCGUCGUGAAGCUUGCUGAUCUCGAUGAUUUCAUCAGCCCUAGCACGGAAUGCGUAAUACCACUCGCUGGAGCGCUCGAGAAGAGCAAACAUGAGGAAGCAACUGGAGAAGUGCGGCCACAGCUAAUACGCUCUAAAAAGGCGGAAGAGAAGACUACGGGGCAAACAGCUACAAUCGCUCAAGUUUCCUUAUCGGACUGCCUCGCAUGUCCGCUGAGCAAAUACAAGGUCUUUAUGUGA
Messenger RNA from Perkinsus marinus ATCC 50983, 255 nucleotides. RefSeq lists its product as hypothetical. Lineage: Eukaryota; Perkinsozoa; Perkinsida; Perkinsidae. The transcript is spliced from 4 exons. The record is from RefSeq and is a predicted model, not a curated record. The coding region runs from base 1 to 255 and encodes 84 amino acids.